This is a messenger RNA of Pezoporus occidentalis (night parrot), 1035 nucleotides long. RefSeq names its product glucose-6-phosphatase catalytic subunit 3 (gene G6PC3). Gene Ontology annotation, molecular function: glucose-6-phosphatase activity. The transcript is spliced from 6 exons. Gene Ontology annotation, biological process: glucose 6-phosphate metabolic process; gluconeogenesis. Gene Ontology annotation, cellular component: membrane. NCBI's taxonomy places the organism in Eukaryota, Metazoa, Chordata, Aves, Psittaciformes, Psittacidae. The coding region runs from base 43 to 1035 and encodes 330 amino acids. The record is from RefSeq and is a predicted model, not a curated record.
CGCAGCCGCAUUCCCCCCGCAGCGUUCCCGGUGUCCGCAGCCAUGGAUGCGCUGCACGAGGCCGGGAUCCGCUUUGCGGCGCUGCUGCAGGCGGGGCCGUCGUGGCUGGAGCGGGUCCUGGUCCCGCUGAGCUCCAUGGCCGACCCCAAGCACCUCUUCACCGUCUGCUUCCCGCUCUGCUACUCCCUGGAGCCAGCCGUGGGGACGGCGGUGCUGUGGGGCGCGCUGCUGGCCGAGUGGCUCAACGUGGUGCUCAAGUGGCUCCUCUUCGGCGAGCGGCCCUUCUGGUGGCUCCAUGAGUCGGGAAUGGCGGCGCGGGAGCUGCUGGCGCUGCGGCAGUUCCCGGUGUCCUGCGAGACCGGACCCGGGAGCCCCUCGGGGCACUGCAUGGUCCCGGCGGCAGCGCUGUGGCCGCUCGUGGCCGCGCUGCGCGCCCGCUGCGGGAGCCCCGUGCUGAGGAUCCUGCCCUGCGCUGCCUACGUCCUGCUGCUGGCGGCCGUGGGGCUCUCGAGGGUCUUCGUCCUGGCCCACUUCCCCCAUCAGGUGGUGACCGGCACCGUGGCAGGGGUGGUGCUGGGCUGGGGGCUGCAGGGCCGCACCCCGGGGUCCCCCCGCGCCUUUGCCUUCGCCGCACUGCUCCUGCCACUCAGCGCCCUCAUCCUGCGCUGGGUCCUGAGCGCUGCCGGCUUCGACAUCGACUGGUCCCUGCUCCUCGCCACCCGUUGGUGCUCCAGCCCCGCCUGGCUCCGCCCGGACUCGCGGCCGCUGGCCUCGCUGUGGCGGGACGCGGGCUCCGCGCUGGGGCUGGCGCUGGCGGCCGCGGCUCCCGCUCCGCGCCUGGGCCCGUGGCCGCGCUUGGCCGGGGCCGGGGCCGCGGUGGCCGCGCUCCAGGGGCUGCAGCGGCUGCGGGAGCCGCGGGACCCCGCGCUCUGCUCCGGGAGCUGCGCGCUCCGCGCCGCCGCGGGGCCCUGGCUCGUGGGCUCGGCGCUGCCGCGGCUCCUCGCGGGGCUCAGCCGCGCCCCACACCGCGAGUAG